Apodemus sylvaticus (European woodmouse) is the source of this 1332-nucleotide messenger RNA. RefSeq names its product transcriptional and immune response regulator (gene Tcim). The record is from RefSeq and is a predicted model, not a curated record. Gene Ontology annotation, molecular function: Notch binding. Gene Ontology annotation, biological process: negative regulation of Notch signaling pathway; endothelial cell activation involved in immune response. The coding region runs from base 61 to 381 and encodes 106 amino acids. The transcript has a single exon. Gene Ontology annotation, cellular component: nucleus; cytosol. NCBI's taxonomy places the organism in Eukaryota, Metazoa, Chordata, Mammalia, Rodentia, Muridae.
GACGAUUUUACAACAGACUCCCUGGAAGUGCCGGAGCUGAGCUGUGGAAGGCACACAUCGAUGAAAGCCAAGCCAAGCCACCAAGCCGCCAGCAUGUCCUCGUCUCUUCGAGUAAGCCCGUCCAUCCACGGUUACCACUUCGACACAGCUGCUCGCAAGAAAGCUGUGGGCAACAUCUUUGAGAACAUAGACCAGGAGUCCCUGCAGAGGCUCUUCAGGAACUCCGGAGACAAGAAGGCAGAGGAGCGGGCCAAGAUCAUUUUUGCCAUCGACCAAGAUCUGGAGGAGAAAACUCGAGCCCUCAUGGCCCUGAAGAAGAGGACCAAAGACAAACUUCUCCAGUUUCUCAAACUGCGGAAAUAUUCCAUCAAGGUACACUGAGCGCAGCGGGCUGGGUAAGGAGCUUAUCCACCAAUGGACCUUUAACGACCCAGUGAGCCUGUCCGCCCUGGCAGGGGCCGCGUCCCGCGCAAAGGCUUGAGAGCUUCUUCCGAGACAGGACCCCGAGGAUGGAACGGGACAUAACUCACCAGCUACAUAGACUUCCAACUCAUUGCAGCCCUGAGCUGCCCCACCCGGGAGCCAAGUGCCUUCAGCAGGCAUUAAGAACUCUCGCAGCAGGAGAGGACGGACAUAGCCUGAGAGGAUGGAAGCACUGACCAGAACGUGGCAUUUGUGGGGACUGAGUGCACGAACCCAGGGCCCUCGGCGAGGCCCUAAGACUAAACUCAAACCUAACUUGGGUUUUGUUCUUGUUUGGUUUGUUAUUUUGUUUUCUUUCUUUUCAUUUUUUUUUUUUUUGAAAAUAUCGAAAUGGGUAGAGAGAGAGAGGGAGGAAAGAGAAGGAAGAAGAAUACGUGGUUUACUGUCGUUUUGGUUUUUAAAAACUGAGUGUUUUAAAAUGUGGCUAACCUCCGUGCUGUUUAUUGGUCAAGAUUUUUAGAGAUCAGUAAUGGACUGCUUGCAUUUAAUACAAUGCCUAAGACAGUGCACCCUCUGGUGUUAAAGUCAAAGAACUGGACGCCUUGCCCAGCCCAGGAAAAACCCACUCUGUCGGGCUUUGUUUCUAGAGGAUUUGUACACAUUUCAAAAUGGUUUGCACAAAGUUCAAAUAAUGGGACCCUUCAUAAAUCUGAAGGACUGUGAACAAUUUUUGUAAUUUUUUUUACUCUGACUAAUGCUAAAAUAUAAUCGAAUUAAAUGUCCUACAGACACUAUAGCGAGCAUUAGGAAAUGAAUAUGGGAGAUUUUAGAAGGAUGCUGUGGGUUUUUUUUUAUAAUUUAUUAUACAUUGUAAGUGAUACAUAGCGCUAAUAAAUUAUUAUCAACUUA